AUGGAAGCCACUGCAGCAUCAGCAGUCGAUCAGAUGACAGGGUCAUCCUGGCGGUCACAGACAUUAUCGCAAACAACUUCCCGGCCGCCAGAGUCUCAAACACAGCAACACUCAUCCCAGUUAGACGAGGCAAAUUCCGAGACUGGUAAAAAUUCGACGGCCCCUCUUCCCGAACAUGCCGAAUCCUCGUCAAGCCUAACGGCAUCGCAGACAACCGGUCCGCAGCCGAACAGCACCGCCGAUAUUAUCUUCACCGACACCACAGCCACCAUUCACCUGUUCAUCGUCGAUGUGGGGGCUAUGCCCAUAAACAGCAAUGACGGCAAUCGCAGUAGCUCGCUGUUCGAACCAUCGCUUAUUGUAGCUCAACCGGGCGACACUGUCGUCUUUCGCUUCCACGGACCCUACACGCUCUACAGGUCUGGGGCGCAAGACCCAUGCCGCGCGCCCCGGCUGAGCCAGAACCCUGUCACAGCGAAUGGGAUCGUCUCCUCCUAUCAGGUGCCGGUUACUUCGUGGGAGCCGGUUUGGUUUUCGGCAAGCUUGAGUGAUAAUCCUCAUCAAUGUGAUAAUCAGACAAUCUUUGGCCUCAAUGUUGGUGGGGAUAGCAUCUCACACAGUUAA
Messenger RNA from Aspergillus luchuensis, 624 nucleotides. RefSeq lists its product as uncharacterized. The transcript has a single exon. NCBI's taxonomy places the organism in Eukaryota, Fungi, Ascomycota, Eurotiomycetes, Eurotiales, Aspergillaceae. The record is from RefSeq and is a predicted model, not a curated record. Bases 1 to 624 code for a protein of 207 amino acids.